AUGAGUGCAUUGGAUGCGAAACAGUUUGUUACACAGUUUGGACCUGGAGUAGAUAAGCCCGAAAUUUUAGCCAUUUUACUCAACUUAACCAAAAUCCAUGCUAUUAACGUAGAAGAUCUAUACAUCAAGUGGGAACAGUUUUCCAAUUCAAAGCAUGAAACUCAAACUGAAUUCACAAUAAAAAAUUUGGAUCAAUUUAAGCAAUUCUUACAACAUCAAAUGGAAAAGCAAGCCAAUGCAAUGUCAAUGAACAGUGCCUCAUCAAAUCCAUCUUCAAAUCGUAAGAAACUCAAAGCUUUAAGACCUUCGAAUUUAAGUCCAUCAAUAUUUGGAAUGGGGCUGAGCAGCAGUCCCCGGACUCCAACUUUAAAGAAACGUAAGCUUGGCAUUACAAGUAGUGUAACAAGUAGUACUGAGAAGAGUAAUUUGAAACUAGAAUUCAAGGACGAACCAACUGCUGCCAUCAAGUCAGAAAUCCAUGAGGAAGAAGUGCCUUCUCGUGACUCACUUGACAACUCUACUGAAUCGAUUGCAAAUGUUUCAGUUAAAACUGAAACCCCUGUACAUAUGAAACAAAGUGUUGAAGCAGGUAAGAUUUUAAAUUCUCUUAAUCCCGAGAAUAUGGAAGUAUCAAGUGGUCUCGAUCUUAAUGCUCAAGAUGGAAAGAAGAUUAGGAUUUCUCCAUUUUACGAUCAUAAAAAAUAUAAAUUUAGGACUAUGAGACAAAACUUGCUGGAUGCAUCCGACGUUCUCGAUGAACAAAUUGAAAUAUUUUCUAAGAUAAUCCAGAAACAUUUUAAUUUAUCACCAUCUCAGUUUAGCGAUCCAACCAUACAAUCACAAUCCGAAAUAUACGCGGUUGGUAGAGUUGUACCAGAUAGUCCCAAUGCAGAAGGCCGUUUGAAUACUGAAUCGUUAGCGUUGGAGACUUCACGGGUUAUGGGUAUCGGUCGAAGAGUAAGACUCGAUUUAAAGAAAGUUGAAGAACUAUCAAUGUUUAGUGGCCAGAUUGUAGCUUUGAAAGGUAAAAAUGCUAAUGGUGAAUAUUUCCUUGUUGAUGAAAUACUUCCUCUACCAUAUCCUGACGCACCAGUUUCUACAGAGGAGGAGAUAAGUGAGUCCCAGGAAAGCUUAGAAGCGGAAUCUAUGAAAGUGAUAAUCACAAGUGGUCCAUACUUUGCAGAGGAUAGUAUAAAUACAGAUCUUUUACUUGACUUUGUUAAUCGGCUUAACAAUGAUAUCAAACCACAUGUUCUGAUAAUGUUUGGCCCGUUUAUUGAUGUUACAAAUCCUCUCAUAGCUAAAGGAAGCAUCCCAAGCUUUCCUAAUUUAAAGAUUCAACCAAAAACAUUAGAUGAAAUUUUUAUAAAGGUUAUUACGCCAAUUUUAAGAACAAUCAACCCACUUAUUCAGGUGAUUUUAAUCCCAUGCACAAGAGAUGCAAUAUCUAAGCAUGCCUCAUACCCGCAGGAUUCAUUCGACAGAAAGUAUUUGCAAUUACCAAAGAAUUUCAAGUGCUUCAGCAAUCCAUCUACAUUUCAAUUGAAUGAAGCAUUCUUUGGUUGUUCAAAUAUUGACAUAUUUAAAGAUCUUGUGGAGACAACGAAGGGUGGAUUAACUUUUAGUAGAGAUAGAUUUGACAGGAUUUCUGAACAUAUAUUACAACAGCGUAGAUAUUAUCCACUUUUUCCAGGGAAAACUAGAGAAAUUCUUGCAUCAAAAGAAAAAAAAAUCUACAAACACAUCGCUGGUGCAGAUUUAGAGAUCCCUUAUUUGGGUUUAACAGAAUUUGUUGGCAAUGUUGCCCCAGACGUCAUGAUUUUCCCUAGUGAGCUCCCAUGUUUCGCAAGGGUUGUUCAAAAUGUAGUUAUAAUAAACCCUGGAAGAUUCAUAAAACAUAAAGGUGGGAGGGGAACAUUUGCACAACUUUCCAUUGCUAAACCAGAUUUGAAUGAUGGGAGGUUGACAAAAGUGGAUAACGAUGAGCCAGUAUAUCUUCAUAAUGUCUGGAAAAGAGCAAGAAUAGACCUAAGUACAUAA
This is a messenger RNA of Naumovozyma castellii, 2040 nucleotides long. RefSeq names its product DNA-directed DNA polymerase alpha subunit POL12 (gene POL12). NCBI's taxonomy places the organism in Eukaryota, Fungi, Ascomycota, Saccharomycetes, Saccharomycetales, Saccharomycetaceae. The transcript has a single exon. The record is from RefSeq and is a predicted model, not a curated record. The coding region runs from base 1 to 2040 and encodes 679 amino acids.